This is a messenger RNA of Chiloscyllium plagiosum (whitespotted bambooshark), 1838 nucleotides long. RefSeq names its product C-terminal binding protein 1 (gene ctbp1). Lineage: Eukaryota; Metazoa; Chordata; Chondrichthyes; Orectolobiformes; Hemiscylliidae. The record is from RefSeq and is a predicted model, not a curated record. Gene Ontology annotation, cellular component: nucleus. Gene Ontology annotation, molecular function: transcription corepressor activity; oxidoreductase activity, acting on the CH-OH group of donors, NAD or NADP as acceptor; DNA-binding transcription factor binding. Gene Ontology annotation, biological process: regulation of transcription by RNA polymerase II.
UCCAGCUCUGGGCCUCUCCGACUCCCUCACAUAGCAGCACUUGGUCUGUGCUUUACUUCUGGGAAAAUUGAAGUAGCCGCCAUAUGCCCAGUAUUUUCAUAUCUCAUGUGAAGUGCUCUCAGAGAAUGGGGAAAUAACGGCUGUGGAGAUGGGGAGCUCUCAUCUGCAGAGCAAAGGGUUACCUCUAGAAAAAGCAUUAUGGCUAUCGCUGGGUUCCAACAGAUGAAGCAAUGAAGAUAUUUUUACACAAAAAUGACUACAGUGUGCACAGCAUUCGUCCUCCUAUUAUGAAUGGCCCCAUGCACCCGCGCCCCCUGGUGGCAUUGCUGGAUGGCCGAGAUUGCACUGUUGAAAUGCCCAUUCUAAAAGAUGUAGCUACAGUGGCUUUCUGUGAUGCACAGUCUACACAAGAGAUUCACGAAAAGGUACUAAAUGAAGCCGUGGGUGCAUUGAUGUAUCACACAAUCACUUUAACAAGAGAAGAUCUGGAGAAAUUCAAAGCACUUCGAAUAAUUGUCAGAAUUGGCAGUGGUUUUGAUAACAUUGACAUAAAAUCAGCUGGAGAUUUAGGUAUAGCAGUGUGUAAUGUCCCAGCAGCCUCUGUAGAGGAGACAGCAGACUCUACAAUGUGUCAUAUUUUGAACCUGUAUAGACGGACCACCUGGCUCCACCAAGCUUUGCGGGAAGGCACAAGAGUGCAGAGCGUUGAACAGAUACGAGACAUAGCUUCAGGAGCUGCCCGAAUUCGAGGGGAGACACUUGGUAUUAUUGGACUAGGUCGCGUUGGUCAAGCAUUAGCACUGCGUGCAAAAGCAUUUGGUUUUAAUGUAAUUUUCUAUGACCCAUACCUCUCAGAUGGUAUUGAACGUGCAUUGGGUCUUCAGCGAGUGAACACUUUACAAGAUCUCCUCUUUCACAGUGACUGUGUGUCCCUGCAUUGCAGCCUGAAUGAACACAACCACCAUCUUAUUAAUGAUUUCACGAUCAAGCAGAUGAGGCAGGGUGCAUUUCUGGUAAAUGCUGCCCGGGGUGGUCUUGUCGAUGAAAAGGCACUGGCUCAGGCUUUGAAGGAAGGAAGAAUACGAGGAGCAGCCUUAGAUGUGCAUGAAUCGGAGCCAUUUAGUUUUAGUCAAGGUCCUUUAAAAGAUGCUCCAAACUUAAUCUGCACGCCACAUGCUGCUUGGUACAGUGAGCAAGCUUCAAUUGAGAUGAGAGAAGAGGCAGCCCAGGAAAUCCGGAGAGCUAUAACAGGUCGCAUCCCAGACAGCCUGAAAAAUUGUAUUAAUAAAGAUUAUCUGACUGCAGCUACUCACUGGGCUGGAAUGGACCCUACAGUAGUUCACCCAGAGCUAAAUGGUGCUGCCUAUAGGUAUCCACCAGGCGUUGUUGGGGUGGCUCCCAGUGGACUUCCACCAACAGUAGAAGGAAUAGUUCCGAGUGCUGUGCCGUUGUCACAUAGCCUCUCUACAGUACCCCACCCACCACACGCCCCUUCCCCAGGGCAAACAGUCAAACCGGAGUCUGACAGAGAUCACACAGGUGACCAAUUGUAGCCAGAUGGACCGCAUUCCGAACCUUAAGGUCUUCACCAUCCCAGAAGCUCAGAGAAGACCUGUAUUAGAAUGAUGGUGAACAAUGGACUAUGGAAAUAACUGAGCUUAGAAACUGGUCCAACUUCAAUUAAAGAUGUGGGAGAGAAGAAGAAAUUUGGUAAAUUUGUUCCUCCAUUAAAUUGUAGCUUGUCCCUAUCCAGUGGACUGAUUAACUGUUUCUGUGUCUUAUGGGUUCCCUGUGAGCAAGAAAAGUUCUAGUAGUUUAUUAUAUCAUGAAUGUACUAU